This is a messenger RNA of Syngnathoides biaculeatus (alligator pipefish), 4466 nucleotides long. RefSeq names its product transcription factor CP2 (gene tfcp2). Gene Ontology annotation, cellular component: nucleus. Gene Ontology annotation, molecular function: RNA polymerase II cis-regulatory region sequence-specific DNA binding; DNA-binding transcription activator activity, RNA polymerase II-specific. Gene Ontology annotation, biological process: regulation of transcription by RNA polymerase II. The record is from RefSeq and is a predicted model, not a curated record. The transcript has 16 exons. The coding region runs from base 398 to 1885 and encodes 495 amino acids. NCBI's taxonomy places the organism in Eukaryota, Metazoa, Chordata, Actinopteri, Syngnathiformes, Syngnathidae.
CUACACGAAAAAGCUAUCCACGGAAGUUACGACAACUCCUGUUUCCCAAGCUUGAUAAAUAAACAAAAGGAACUUUUAAUUCGACAUUUAUUUUACGGCCUAUUUUUGGCUGAUUCCCUGUUAAAGAAUGCAUGUUGUGAAAUAUAUUGUGUUGUCGUGAAACCUUCUGAACGGAGCCCAGGAGGCGCCAAUUGUUAUCAUUGCUGUGGCUAGCUGGUUAGCAUGGCUAACUCGACAUAUUUUAGUCGUGGGGCCACGGCGCACGAUAUGAUGGCAUGAAAACCUCCCAAUCUUAGCAACCAUCUACGCUCCCUUUCGCCGUAAGGUUGGAACUUGCAAGUCACGAAUUGAGUGUGCCGUCAGAACCGAACCCCAUUGAGAUUUGUACGCAGUCAUCAUGGCCUGGGCUCUGAAGUUGCCGCUCUCUGACGAAGUGAUUGAGUCUGGACUGGUGCAGGACUUUGAUGCCAGCCUGUCGGGCAUCGGCCAGGAGCUUGGUGCUGGGGCGUACAGCAUGAGCGACGUACUUGCCCUGCCCAUCUUCAAGCAGGAGGAGUCCAAUUUGCCUCCUGACACCGACAAGAUCCUUCCCUUCCAGUAUGUUCUGUGUGCUGCUACCUCGCCAGCUGUUAAACUGCAUGACGAAACACUCACCUACCUCAAUCAAGGGCAGUCCUAUGAAAUUAUCAUGCUUGAUAAUCGGAAAAUUGGUGAACUUCCGGAAAUCUCUGGUAAAAUGGUUAAGAGCAUCAUCCGCGUGGUGUUUCACGACCGCCGACUUCAGUACACAGAGCACCAACAGCUGGAGGGUUGGCGCUGGAACAGGCCUGGGGAUCGCAUUCUGGACCUGGAUAUCCCCAUGUCAGUUGGCAUUAUUGACCCACGGGCUAACCCCACUCAGCUUAACACUGUGGAGUUCCUAUGGGAACCGUCAAAAAGAACCUCAGUUUUUAUCCAGGUUCAUUGCAUCAGCACAGAAUUCACCAUGCGUAAACACGGCGGGGAAAAAGGGGUUCCCUUUCGCAUCCAGAUCGACACAUUCAAAGAGAAUGAGAGCAGCGAGUACACCGAGCACCUCCACUCUGCCUCCUGCCAGGUCAAAGUUUUCAAGCCUAAAGGUGCAGAUAGAAAACAGAAGACUGAUAGGGAGAAGAUGGAGAAAAGGGCACCACAGGAGAAGGAGAAAUACCAGCCCUCGUAUGAAACUACAAUCCUAACAGAGUGUUCCCCCUGGCCCGAGGUCGCCUAUGUCAACAACUCUCCAUCACCGGGCUUCAACAGUACGCAGAACAGCUUCUCAGUUUCAGAAGGAAACGGAUCACCAAACCACCAGCCUGAGCCUGUGGUUCAAGUAGUUGAUAAUUUGUUACCUGCAGCGACGCCACAAGAUGCACAACAGUGGCUUCUCCGAAACCGCUUCUCGCCUUUUUCUCGGCUCUUCACUAACUUCUCAGGAGCAGACUUGUUGAAGCUGACCAGAGAAGAUGUCAUACAGAUCUGUGGACCAGCAGACGGCAUACGACUAUUCAAUGCACUAAAAGGACGGGUGGUCCGUCCGAGGCUAACUAUCUAUGUUUGCCAGGAGUCGCAGCAGGCAAGCGAUCAGCAGACCAAACAUGAGAACGGAGAUGCCGCAAACAGCACUUUCUUUAUAUAUCAUGCCAUCUAUCUGGAGGAGCUGACUACGACUGAGCUGACAGAGAAGAUUGCCCAGCUCUUCAACAUCUCGCCCCGACAGAUCAACCAGAUCUUCAAACAGGGUCCCACUGGCAUCCACGUGCUGGUCAGCGAUGAGAUGAUUCAAAACUUCCAGGAUGAAGGUUGUUUUGUUCUGGACACGAUGAAAGACGACUCAAAUGACGGCUACCACAUCAUCCUGAAGUGAACCAGAUCUCGUCAGCCCUGUCAUCUAUCCGGUUUCACCCUCCUUGCUCUUCCUGGGUCACAUGGAGACGGCGCAGGAAGCCUCUUGAGGCUGGCUGGAGGAACACAAGGCACCUGGCCUCUUCAUGUCUUACUUUGGAGAGAGUGACUCUGUUACCACGGUGACUAAGCGUAUCACCCCUUCUCACCCUGCUGCUCUCUUCCCUUUGUCCUCCUCCUUUGCGUAUGUCUCCAGAGUUAGGCUGCUGCGACUGCUUCGUCCAGCGUGCCAAAGGGCGACGCGUCAGAAUCACUUUGCUUUCUUUAAAAUAAAAAAAUAAAUAAAUAAAGCAACAUAAAGUCCAAAACGGGAAACUUAGUCAGUGUUAAGCGAAUUCAUUGUGCUGGACUGGGAUCGAGCAACAGACUAGCGAACAGCCAGUUACAUCAGGGAAUUGAAGUGGAAGACGAAUCCAGCUAUUAACAUGGUUAACAUCUACUAGCUAGUAUACUUGCAUUAAUUCUGAUACUUUGAAUGAUGACUAAAAACUUUGUGUGCGCAAAAUGGUGGACUUAUUUACCACAGCAACAUUUCUGUUAGCCUUUCUUGGACAUUACAUUUAAAUACAUUAUUUUAAAAUAUAUUCCUCAUAAAAAAAUCCAUUACUUUCGGAGUUUUUAUCUAUGUGGGACGGCAGAGUGGGAGGAAAAAGUACAUAAAGCUUUUGGAAUUCAAUUUCUGCAUAAAUUGCUCAUAUAAUGUAGUUGGAUCAUCUAAAUCUGGUCUUUUAUUAUUGGAGCACACUACACAUAAUGAGACUUUUUUUUUUUUUUUUUCAUGUGUGGGAUCUGUCACUUAAAAUUUGAAGAAUCCUCAUGUACCAGGCCUUGGAAAGCAAUGGCUUCCUCUUUGGUGGUCUCCCAUAAACCCCAUUCUUGUUGGUUUUACAUAAAGUAGAUUUGUCAGCACUGACGUUGCCGUGUGCCGCUGAUUUUUAAAUCUUAGACUUCCCAUUGAAUUGUCAUCUGAAAACUGCAUUUUGUAUUUUCUCAUUUAUAUCAAAAUUCAUUUGUUAAUAUGAAACCUUUGUGUGUUGAUAGAUAUGAAAAAACAAGUAGAAAUCAGGAGGGGGGCAAAUACCUUUUCACGGCACUGUAUGUAGGAUCUUGAAUUCUCAAGGGUUCACAUACUUUUCUUCCCACUACCUUUUGUCAAUCUGUAAUAACUGUGGAACAUGCAGAGGGUUGACUUUUCUUUCUCAAGGGUCCACAGUCCCAAAGGCAAUACAAUAAGCAAAACAAGAACAUGAAUAGAUUCAUAAAUAACCAAUUACGUUGUCUGAAGCAGGUAUAGAGCUCAUGCACCUACAUCAUAACAUCACGUGAUUUUUGUUUGCGUCGCCAUAUUGCUGGUCAAACAAAACAUUGUUGAACGAUAAUUCUGUCGAGAUGAAACGAAAAUGUCUUAUAGCACGACACCCAGAGUUUACUCCGAUACAGAGACACUUGACAUAGAAAAUCCAGAUUUAACGCCGAAGUCGAUGUUUUCGCCGAUAAGAAAUUGGACUGUUAAUUCGCUCCCGCUUGUCUUGGACAACUGGGUAUACACAUAGUUCUGGUGAGUAUGUCGUUGAGAUUUACACAGAAAAGUUUGAAAGUGUAGAAAAGUCUGGAUACAUACAAAUACUUCGUUGCUGGAUCAGUUCUCACUCAAGAAUAAAUCCCACGUAGUGAUGGACCCACUCUGAUUGUUUCAAUACAAAUACUAAUAUUCUCUAUGGUUUUAAUUCCAAUCUGAAAUGAAAUGGUCGCGACACAGGUGUGUGUAUUUCAUUGGGCACGAUCCAUCAUGUUUAAAUUGCCGAAAUCCAUCGAUCUUUUCUGGUCUUUUCAGCUGGUAUUCCAUAGGAUGAUCUCUUUGAAGAACUGUCUCAUCUAUUGUGACAACCAACAGCACAGCAGGUCUCGGGCAUUGUGAAUAUUCUGCUCCGGUUUAAAGACUCCAGCACUGCCGAGCAGCUUUGUUCGACCGGCAAUAUGGCGCCGUGAAAACGGUGCCGAUCUCUAUAGAUGACAGUUGAAGCCUCACUUCACCAGUGGAUUUGUUUAAGUGGGGCACAUCACUUGUGUAUGACUUUUAUGUCCUCGCUGUCAUGAUCAAUUUGAUGUAUCUGUUCCUCCAUGUCAGCCUUGAUGUGUACGCAAUCUUGUUACUGUCCCCCAUGCGUCGUCUCUGAAAUACCAGCAAGAAUCAACUUUUCUAAAUAAAAAUUUUAAAAAUGACAUAUGUCCAGUAUUGUUAUAUGUGGCAUUCUUUACAGUUGAGUGAAUGAAUAACCUAUUUUGGGACAUGUUUUGGUAGUUGCGCAUUAUUUUAGAAAUAAAUGGUGCAGGGGAUAACUCCAAACAAAAAAAAAAAAAUGUUCAAACCGUCAUAAAAUACGCUUGUGCAAAUGACGUUCACAACCAGACAGCUCUGUUCAAGCUUAAUAAGUGUCCAUUUGCUCUUUCGUUUUCAAUGUCCAAGUGCCUAGCACCAGUUGCUAUGAAGAUGAACGGUUGGAUCCAUAUUUGAUCCAGGAAAAAAUUGUCACGACCUGUUU